CAGAUCUGUACGCAAGGAGCCAUCAAAGACAAUGUCCCCAUAACCAGUAACUCACCUUUCGCCAACCCUUAUAAGAGGCUUGCAAGAAGCUUGACACGGCCAUCCCGUACGGCCUUCCCACUUCAUCCUCUUCCAUAAUACUUUCUCUCGCCAUUUUUCCUCUUUAUCUGUUGCUAUGUCGCACCAAACAACCUCGGAGUCGACUAACAAUGACUCCAAGACUUCUCGCGUGGGGUGCCAGUUCUGUGACAAGACCUACUCCUGCAACGAAGGCCGCAACCGUCAUGAACGUACUGUACAUAGCAUUGAACUCGCCAAUGUUGAAGCAUACACCCACCCACGCACCGGCAUCAAGUACUUCAAAUGCACAACGCCAGGGUGCCCCUUCAUGGCCAGAAACAUGCUUACCGUCUGGGAUCAUCGCAAGUCCUGUGGCGAAGUCCCGAAUGACCAACGACCAGAAGAAAUCCCCACCCAAGCCGAAACCACUACUGCCGAUGACGACCUAGCCUUGGGCCAGAAACUCUUCCCAUUCCUGUUCGACGGGCAGACUGCUCUAUCUCAAUCAACCAAUAUCCCUUUCGCAGACAGCAACUCUUCGUGGGACAAUUUCAGUUUCCCACCUAACUCAUGGCAAGCGUAUCCCCCCGCUAGACUGGCUGAAUAUUCUGGAUACGCCACGGAGUCCGGGCAGCUACCAUUCGAUUCUUUGCUGAAUACAGGGAGGCAGAGUAUGGAAGAAAUGUUGUUCACUUUGAGUCAUACUGGACAAAACGCCGUCCCUCUUGACCUCCAGGUCCAGGGAGCCAGUUCAAGCUCGAAUGGAAGAAUUGCCGCGACCCCUUCAUCAUCCUCGGAUAUUUCAUUCUCCUUCGCUUCCUUCGACAUCGACGAAUCGCAUUCGUCUACAUCAGCGACGAAUUUUGCACGAAAUGGCGACUUUGAUAUGAGGGUGUAACAUCUAUUCCUCUAUUUCGCCGGACUUUGUAUAAUUGUUGGCUCUGUAACUCAUAGUAACACGUUAGUAUGUCCCGUCACCCGUCAUUUAAGGCCUAAAGCAUUAGAACGUCCCAAUUGAGGAGAAAUGGAACUUUAGGUAUGCUGCUUCAAUCGUUUGUUUGCUCCCAAUCGUCAAUUGCAUAAUCAGCAAUCAGCGAACUGUCUGA
Messenger RNA from Desarmillaria tabescens, 1166 nucleotides. RefSeq lists its product as uncharacterized. The transcript has 4 exons. Bases 176 to 958 code for a protein of 260 amino acids. NCBI's taxonomy places the organism in Eukaryota, Fungi, Basidiomycota, Agaricomycetes, Agaricales, Physalacriaceae. The record is from RefSeq and is a predicted model, not a curated record.